This is a messenger RNA of Didymodactylos carnosus, 3501 nucleotides long. NCBI's taxonomy places the organism in Eukaryota, Metazoa, Rotifera, Eurotatoria, Philodinida, Philodinidae. The record is from the annotation of a GenBank genome assembly.
AUGUUGAACAGAGCUUUUGUUUGUAAUGAUGAAUCCAAUGAGUUAUAUACAGCUAUUUCAAACAGUUCGGAUAUUCUUAUCCAAUUUACUUCGUCCGAACUAGCAUUACAUUUUUUAAAUCAAAUAACAAGUGAUAAAAGAACAGAAAAAUCUGAAUUUAAUUUUGUUCUUCUUCAUUCUGAACCAUGGUCCGAAACAAUGAUUACUCGACCACCACCAAGCAUAGAUCAUUUAAAAAACCCAUCAUUCGAAAAAGCCUAUGGUCUUCAUGAAUUAUUGGAUACUAUGGGCUACGUAUUUCAAGACAAAUAUCGACAAUCACGUGCAAUACAAAAUAUAUUACAUGAUCAGCGAGCUGAUUAUGAUUUCUAUUAUUAUCAAACUUAUUUGGCAAAGAGGAAAAAAGAAGACAAACCUACACCAUCGAAAGAAAAUGGCCAAUACACAAUUCCAUGUUGUACCUUGACACCUCUAAGAACAAUCUAUCGUCAAUUCGAAACUAAUUCUGGUAGUCGCGCAUUGCGACAUCCACAAUUUCAAUCCAGUGAUCAACCAAAUUUUUUGCUUGUUCAUUUUCGUGAAGAAGACAAUACAAAAUUAAAAGAUUUUAAUGAACAAAUUAAACGUCGAUUGAAAUUGAAAAUGACAAAUGGUCUAGAUUGUGUAUACAAAAAUUAUAAAUUUAUUGGUAGCUCUACAAGUCAAUUAAAAGAAUUGUCAUUUUGGUUUAUUUUAUUACCAGACAAUAUGAAAACAGUUGAUCAGGCGAUUGCUAGUCUUGGAGAAUUUGCCACAAUUAAAAAUUUGGCAACACAUGUGGCAAGAGUGGGACAAUUUUUUUCAACAACAAAAACAGUUGAAAUUAAUCUAACAUUUAUUGAUCAGAAUAAGCCAACAAAAAAUCAACGUUAUUACGCAUGUCGGAUUGAUGAUAUUGAACGAAAUAAUUACAAUUUUACCGAUGGAUGUGCAAAAAUAUCAUUGGGUUUGGCAGCUGAAGUGGCACAAAAAUUAAAAUUAGAAAAAGACAAUAUCCCAUCCGCUUAUCAAGUUCGCGUUGCUGGAUGCAAAGGCAUGUUAGCCAUUGAUUAUGAAUCAAAUCAAAAUGAUUUUUACAUUAAAGUACGAAAAUCAAUGAAAAAAUUUGAUAGUCCACAUUGGAACUUAGAAAUAUGUGAUUGGUCAAGACCAAUGCCUCUUAGUUUAAACAAUCAAGUUAUUCUAUUAUUAUCCGAUCUUGGCAACGAAUUACCAAUAUUUUUAUCGUUACAACAACAAAGUUUAAUUGAUUCAAAUACAAAUUCAGUAGUAGCACAAAAACAGUCAAAUUAUGCAAUUGUGAAAGAAAAUCUCUUAAAAAAUCGUAUUCCAAUACCACCAAAAGAUGGUCGAAAUAUGUUUGGUAUACCUGAUGAAACUGGUCAAUUGAAGUAUGGGGAAUGUUUUAUCCAAUAUACUUGUUUGGAUGGAGGAAGUUCAAAAGGAAAACUGCGCAUUGUAGAAGGCGACGUGCUUGUCACAAAAAAUCCAUGUCUCUAUCCGGGUGAUUUUCGUAAAUUAACAGCUGUUAAUGUACCACAAUUACGUGAAUAUAUUCGUGAUUGUAUUGUAUUUCCAGUCAAUGGUCCUCGGCCACACUCAAACGAAAUAUCCGGUUCCGAUUUAGACGGUGAUCAAUAUUGGGUAUAUUGGGGCAAGGAUUUUCAUAUUAACCAAGUAGUUCCUCCGUUAUCCUAUACACCCGCAGAUAAAACGGAAGUACCACGAAUCACCCAUGAACUGAUCAUUGAUCAUAUUGUCAACACUUUUGGUACAGCCAAACAAGGUCUCAUUUGUGAUAUACAUUUAGCCGUGGCAAAUAUUAUUGGUGUUCGAUCUGAACAGUGUAAAAGUCUAGCCGAACUAUUCGCACGUGCAGUAGAUGCUCCGAAAACAGGCGAAGAUGUCCCAAUGGAUUUAGUUGAACAGUAUCGUCAUCAAUAUGCUUAUCGUCAUGGGUAUCCACAGUACAUGAUGAAGUUUAAUCAACAAAUAUGUCGUUCUGAUUCAGUAAUGGAACAGUUAUUUCUAAAUGGGAAAAAAAUUCUUUUUAACCAAAUGGAAAAAUAUUCAUUCUCUUACAAAAGCUCUUCUCCUCGCCAACAUCAACGAUCAGUUGAACAAAAAUCAUUGACAAUACUCAAUAAUAAUGAAAAUCAACCUUUAGCAAAUGACAAUACUUCAUCAUUGCCAGCCACACCAACGAAAAAAAAAUCAUCAUCAAGUUCAAAAUCAGCUACAGCAACACCAAAAGAUCAAAGGUCUUCUUCAUCAUCUGCCUCAUCUAUCAACAUAGAAGGAUUAACUACACCAUUUCCAAAACCAAUUCAGAAUGAACCAUGUGUUGAACCCAAAACAAAAUCAUCAAAUAACAGUAGAAAAACUCAACAGUCAGAAGCUUCACUGAUAAAUAUGCAACACUCACAAUCUUCUAUGGACAGUGGGCUUGCUUCAGCAGGCAGUUCACUUCGAUCAUUAAACUUUGUUACUUCAAGUAUUACUGCCGAAUAUCAGGAUUUCAUUUUAGUUGGCAUGACUCGAAUUAAUAAUCUUAUUAAAAUAACGUAUCAUGAUUCUUCAUUAUACUCAGUUUCAUUAAGUAAUGAACCAAACAAGGAGUGUAAUCAGUUUAGUAAACUUGUGACAAAUCUAACAGCAAGUGGUAUAUUUAAAGGCAAGCAAACAAAAUACCUUGAACAAGAACAUGGUCCUCUAACAAUGAUUGUUUCAUAUGGUAAAAUCUAUUUUAAAUCAGAUGAUCAGUCACAACCUCCAAAAUACAUCAGUGAUAUUAUAAAAGGACUAAAUGAGAAUAAACUUCAAGUUGAAGUUGUAACAAAGAAUAUCGAUUCAGUAAAACCCGAGGGAAUUGAUGACAAAAAGCAGCCAUGGGAAUAUCUAUUCGACUGUAAAAAUGAACAACAACUUACUUAUUAUUCAUUAACUUAUGAUCAAAAGAAGAAACUAAAGAAAAUAUCUGUGUUUCAUUCAUGGUGGAAAUGCUAUAUUAAAGAUAUUGAUGCUGAUGAUACCUAUGAUACCAUCUAUGAAUUUCGUUCACAACUAGCGUACGAGGAAAAAAAUCCGUUAUUCAAAGAUCUUGUUCAACAGAUAUUUAGUAAUCCCACCAAUACAGAUUUACUGGAAGGUACUGCACGACGUAUUGAAUGGAAGCCUAUAUUAAAUCCAACUGUACAACCGGUAUCAUUAAAAAUGAUUGCACGACUUCAUGCUCAGCCAUGUGACGGUACGGGCGAUGGUGGUUAUUUUAACUUAGUUAAAAAUAUUGGACUGGAACAAGAUGCAAAAACAAAAAAGAGUGAAUCUAGUGAUACAAUGGAAUUUCGUGUGACACCAGUGCUAAUUAAUAACAAAGAGCAACUGGAACAAUUAUGUGAGCUAGCAGAAAGUUCUGAACUAAGAACAACUUUCACUUGUAAUAUGGCAACAAAUAGAAGAUGA